Ostrea edulis (European flat oyster) is the source of this 4665-nucleotide messenger RNA. RefSeq lists its product as uncharacterized. Lineage: Eukaryota; Metazoa; Mollusca; Bivalvia; Ostreida; Ostreidae. Bases 832 to 3693 code for a protein of 953 amino acids. The transcript has 5 exons. The record is from RefSeq and is a predicted model, not a curated record.
AUUUUUCACGAGGUUGAUAAGCUAGUUAGAUUAAUAAAUCCCUGUGAAUUCCAUCACUAUGCAAUCUUGUCUGACAUGGACUUCCUCAUCUCCAAUGGCUCUAAGCAUAUGGAUUACAUUUCCUGAAUGAUGACUUGACCCUCUGCCACCUGCCUUAAGGCUCUCAUUUUCCCCAACCCAGGGAGGGAGUAUUAGAUAAGCUAGCUAUCACCCAUUUAUUAUAAAUAGAAAUAUUUGUAAACAGUCUGUAGAAGACUUUGUUUUGCUUGGGUGAUUAUGAAAUUUUUUGCUUCCUAGUGAAGUUUGCAGAAGAAUAAUUUUUAUAUUGUAUCUGUGCCAGCCAUUAUUUGGACUGGUGAUUGUGGCUCUUUGUGUUGGGAGUGCCGAGUUUGUGAAAACUAGAUUUAAAUUGAUUUACACCCCUGAGGAGAAUUUUUUGGAUGGAAAUUUGAUGUGGUGAUAUUAACGGAGGUUUUACAUGCUGGAAUGUGAGAGCUUAUUUUACAGAGAUCGAGUAAAGAGAAACAAUGCUGACUGAAUGAUAAGCAGGAGAGUGAAUGAUGUGAACUACAGCAGCAUGGCUUGAUCAGAAGGCUAACAUAAGAUGUGGUGCAUCAAUUUAUGGGGAGCAUAUACUAUUUGUUAAUUCUGACAGUGUUAAAGAGGAUGAAAACCACAGAGACCUUGGCAGAAAGUGUAAAGUGCUAGCUACCAUAGCAUGCCUCACUAGAAAAAUAUAGCUAUUAUAACAGAAGAAGAGAGACAUCUUAUGUGAACAAUGAGCAGUAUUGUCUGGCUGGAUUCUAAAAUGUAAUUCACGUGAAUCCGAAGAUGAACCGGUUACAGAUCAGGGUGUCUCUUUUAGGAGCAGUGUUCCUGCUAUUGUUUUGGUGUGAUGGUUGUGAUUCUGUCAGAAUUUCUACUGGGGGCACCUUGCAUGGUGUGGUCAGCCAAAGUAGUGUGCAGUCGUCACUAAAAUAUAAACGAUAUGCAAGAGAUACACAUGAUCCAGAACUCAGUGUGAAUGAAAGUUACCAAAAUGGAACAGAAUUACAAGUUAACUCUAUUAAUGGAACAGCCGAUUCAAAUGGGACAGAAAUUUUCUUGAAUGUGACAGGCUCAGAAAGCAUCAAUAAAACAUUGCCAACACACUCGGAUCUGAUAGCUAGACAAGAAAUAAAUUCAUCAGUUCAACUUGAGCUUGAGACAAAUUCUACAACUCCAGAACUGGAAUCUACACCAGAACCAACAACCAUUGAACCAUAUACUGCAUCUGAAUCACUGACAACAUAUGAACCUAUCAAUGAACCAGAGACUACAAGUGAGCCACAAUUCACAUCAGAACCUGAACCAGAAACAACAUCUGAACCAACUCCUGAACCAGAGUCCACCAUGACAACUAGUGAACCUGAACCUACAAGUAAUAUAAACUCUACAGAAGAGCCUAUUUCUGAAACAACAUCUGAACCAAAACCAGAGACAACCAGUGUUUCUGAACCUAUAUCUGAGCCAAAAUCCUCAGCAGAGCCUUCUACAGAACCAUCCACAACUGAGCCAAUAUAUGAACCCAAAUCUGAGCCAACAAGUGAACCUGUCUCCACAUUUGAACCAAUUCCUGAAGUAACGUCUUCUGAACCAAUAUUUGAACCAAAUUCAACAACAGUCUCCAUUUCUGAACCAACACUGUCAACAGAGCCUUUUCCUGAGCCAAAAACAGCAGCAGAACCCACAUCAGAACCCAGGUCUUCAGCAGAACCAGAGUCAACACCAGAACCCAACCCUACAAGUGAACCAGAGUCAACACCAGAACCCAACCCUACAAGUGAACCAGAGACAACACCAGAACCAGAGGUUACUUCUGAGCCACAUCCGGAGUCAACAGCAGAACCGACAGGUGAACCUAUAUCAGAGCCGACCAGUGAACCAAAAGUGGUAUCAGAACCAUCACCAGAACCUGAAUCAACUUCCCCUGAACCAGAAGUGGAACCAACAUCAGAACCAGGAAGUGAACCAGAACCUGAAGGAGAGGCUUUUGCUGAACCUCAUCCAGAUUGGAAUAUUGCUUUGAAAGAAUGGCAGUGGGGAUGGGAAGUUCUGGUGUAUUUUUUUGCAGGUUUGUUUCUCGUCCUUGCUGGAUUAAGUCUGCUUAGUGUGAUAAGAUUAUGGAAAAUCAAACAUUUACUGAGCAAAAACUACUUCAUGGUGCUAAAUAUUUUAAUUAUCUGUAAAUGUGUUCUACGAGCAGUAUACUUACUGAUAGAUCCGUACAAUAUGCAUGGCACCUACCAUGCAGUAUUAUCGUAUUUUCUUUACAGUACUGCUUUUCCGUGUCUGACGUCAGCGUUCAGUAUUCUGUUUUAUGCCCUACUACUGGCAACCAAAAUGAAAGUAUUGUCUUCUAAAAUACAGAAGUCCUCAGUGUUGAUCAGUAUUAUUGCAUUCCAUUUUGUGCUUUCCAUUGCGACGGAUUUCGUUGUGGGAUUUUUCACAAAUGCAAAAAUAAUGCUUUUAAUUUGUCAGUCCUUUUACAUUUUAUGGGGAAUUAUUUUAUUUGUUGGAUACAUUUUCAUCUUUCGACGAUUACGCGAAUCAGCAAUAAACAGAAGAAAAACGUUGAAAAAGCAUUCAGUGUCGUAUCCUUCAGAUGUUUCCAGGAAGUCCGUAAUUAGUUCGAUGGGAAGUCUUCCACGACCAAAGAAAUCCAAAAAUAAGUCUACGCUAAAUUCUGCAAUCACUGUAACGCUGAUUGCAGCUACUUGUGGAAUAUUCUGUAUUUUUCUAGAACUUUUUGGGAUGUUUUAUGUCUUCCGGGUGUUCACCGAUGGUCACAUCCCAGAGCCUUGGGCGUGGUAUGUGCACCAGUUCUUGUUGCGAGUUUUCGAAGUUCUAAUGUGUGCAAUAAUGAUAUAUGUUGGGUCGCAACCAAUGAAAUACAAUAGGAGGAACGGUUCCCAGCUAUGUUAUGUGUUCUGUUUCGUUUUAAAAAAGUGCUGCUGUUCUAGUCAGGAAAACGAUGCUAUGGAAAUGGACCAAACUGCAUCAUUUGGCAGCUCUCGUAUCAAAAGUUAUUCAGAUAGCGAAUGCGAUUCAAGUGAUGCAAAAUUUCCAAGAAAAAAGAGUAAAACUGUGAUAGUUGAACAAAACGGGAAUGGUCCACAACCAUGUAAACAUACACACAUUGUAAUUGAGGAAGGACUCGUAAGAUUUCGUAGUGAGGACGAACUAACGGACGGCUUCUCGGACCGAGCGGCGAGUCUACCCGACCUCCUCCACGGUAAUGUGAGUUGUAGUCCGGGAGAGAACACUGGUAUGUGCAACAUGGCAUUCACUUCCAAUGGCAAUGUGAUGGGUGUAGCUCCAGCAUUGCAUAGGACUAGUACAGAACCCACGGAGAUUAUGGAGAAGAACUUGGGUAGUGUGGGGACCAUUGGGACUAUAGGGACCAAUAUUCCGUCAAUUAAUCUAGCCCACAGUCUCCAGUGGGAAUUCGACAAAGCGUACGAUCGCAGCUUUCAGUUAGCAGACGAUACGCCACCUACAUACAGCGAGGUGGAUACACAGGAACAACGAACGGAUUCAGUCGACAGUAAAGCGGACUCAUCCGACGGAACAGAUGAUUCUAGUGGACCCGUGUCUCCGACCAGACUUCCACUAAUUAAGGACAAAGAAUCAUCAGCUGAUGUCAGCCUCUGAAUAUAUAAUCAAAUUUUGACAUAUUUUGUUUACAUUUAUAUGAUUAUCUUAUGUACAAUCGCAUGAAUAUUCGCCGUUCCAUUUCUUAGUUGUACAUGCAUAUUAUGAAGUAUAUACAAGCACUUAUCUUACAUGCAUUUAAAUAGGAGAAAGUCAUCACCUGAGUACAUGUAAUUUAUUUUGUAUUCUUUUUUUAUUAUUGUAUUGUUGGCCAAAAUAAAUUUUGUGUUUUAUUCCAAAUAGGAAAUUUUGAAGGCAAAAUGUUAUACUCUUCAGUUUUUUUUUUUGGGGGGGGGGGGGGGGGUGUAACGUUUUGGAAGUGUUACAAAUGUUAUUGUUUAAAUCUUUAAUCAAUCUUUUGUUUAGCAUCAACAGAUCUAAUUUACAUCCUUCGUUUAUCUAGUAAUUGAGUACAGGUUAUUUUAUUCAAGUGUUUAAAUUUUUUCACGCUCUCUCGCGUAGCUGUAGAAAUUUCCCCUUAAAUGUUUGAUAUAUUUCCGUUCAUUUAAUCAAUUAUUUAUAAUGUGUGCAUGCUGAUUCCACGAUUUUAGAUCAUAUUAAUGUAAUUCGAGUGAUUAUUUGUUGAACACUUUUGAAUAUGAGAUGAAUGUAAAUGUGACUGAACUGUAUUUUUUUUAAAAAAAAUUACCUUGUGUAAAAUCAUGACAAAUCAUACACUGAUAGACCUAUGUUGUGUUUGUUCAUACACACACACGCACGCACACACGCAUUCUAACACCGUGGAGUUAUCAAUUAUAUGUGACGAGACUAUAUACAUUUUUAGUCAUGUGCGCAUUGUUAGUUGAUGUGUGUAUGAGUGUGUAGCAUUGUUUGUCAUUAGAAGAAGGAUAUAUCAAUAAUCCGUUACAUAAACAGUAUAUAUAUUACAUUGAAAUAUUUAAGGUUUCUGGUUGACUUUUUAAAAUUAUUAUUUAUAAAAGCAUUUCUUUAAAAUAAAUUGAAUGAUGAAUU